GAGGCGGAGACGCGUGCUAUAUUGCUUUUGAUAGAGUUUGACCUUAGGUACGUUUACAUCAGUCAUUUAUCUCGCAUAUCCACAAACGAAAAGGACGUUAGACAUUCCAUUGUACUAUUAAUCUAAUCAUAAAGAUGUAGAUACCGUUAACUUAUAUACAUUAUUAUAACAUGGGAUUAGCAUACCAGUAGAUUACAUUCAUAACCAUACAUUUUGCACAGGACCAUUGCAGAAAUUAUUUAAGUUCGGACUAAAAUAUUCAAAAAUGUCUGACAGGGGAUCUAAAGCCGGUUCCUUUCAUGAGGAUGCAUCAAAUGGUGAAACAGAAAUACCGUUAAAUCUUCCUGAAGAUGAACCAAAAGUACAACCUGAUGAACAACCACCACCGGAAAUAAUAUACCAGAAUACUCCACCAUCAAGAGAACCGAAAAAUGUUCGGAUUAAUCUGUAUGACAGAGAUCCCACUAAUAUGAACGAAUUAGUCAAGGUUCAGUUUGAUGACAUUUUUGCAGAGCCCGUGGGAACCCACAGUUUUGAUGGUGUCUGGACAGCAAGCCACACUGUGUUUACGGGAACUAAACACUGGUGUUACAGAAUACUAUCUGCCGUAUGUGCCUUGCCAUGCUCUUUCUGCUGGGGACUACACUUUGCUUGUUUAUCAUUUAACUAUAUUUGGAGCAUACAACCUUCAUUGAGAUCAUUUAGUAUUCAAAUUGGACCUAUUGCAAAAGUUUGGAGUAUGUGUGUGCGGGCGUUUUGUGAUCCAUUAUUUGAAUCAAUCGGAUUUAUUUUUAGUAAAAUCAAAAUUUCAUUCAAAAGGGACUAGUAUGAAUAGAGUUAUUCGUGCAUUUAAUUAUCUAUUUAUUUUUCAAAUAUUAAGAUGUAAGUUACUGAUGCUACUAAUCUAUUCGUAUCUAUCAAUAGCAUUAUCUUACAGUUGUAUAUCCAUUUAUAUCGUAUAAUUGUAGUCAAUACAUGCUUUUAUCUAAAAAAAUAUUAUGUUUAUUUCAAUGUAAUAGUCCCAUGGAGCUGUUUUCAAGAUGCUGUAUAAUUCAGGAAAUAAUAAGGAAACGACCAAUAAAUAUCAUAC
Molecule: messenger RNA, 1090 nt
Organism: Mytilus trossulus (common blue mussel)
Lineage: Eukaryota; Metazoa; Mollusca; Bivalvia; Mytilida; Mytilidae
Product: caveolin-3-like
Exons: 2
Coding region: 266-826 (186 amino acids)
Biological process (GO): caveola assembly
Cellular component (GO): caveola; plasma membrane
Molecular function (GO): molecular adaptor activity
Source: RefSeq, a predicted model, not a curated record